Messenger RNA from Chiloscyllium plagiosum (whitespotted bambooshark), 1254 nucleotides. NCBI's taxonomy places the organism in Eukaryota, Metazoa, Chordata, Chondrichthyes, Orectolobiformes, Hemiscylliidae. The record is from RefSeq and is a predicted model, not a curated record.
AUGACCACUCUUAACAUUAUGGUCAACAUUCCCUUGUGUUUUCACUAUGAAUCUGCUUACGUUCUGGACAAUGUACAAUGGGGCUAUUGCACUGUCAGCGGUUACAUCACUUCACCGGCUUUGGCAACUCACCGGUUGCUCGCCAACGUCUCAAACAUAUUUCUUCCUAUUCCUCUGCUGCUGCUGUUGAACUCUUUCACCACCCGCUACAUCCCAGUGAUCAGCAGAGCUCGCCAAACCCUGAAGAGCAUGAGAGUUGGUGCUGAGGAGAUGGGCAGAGACCCCGAGCAAAAGAGCAGGAAGACAUCCAUCGUUCUGCUCUUCAUUUUCUCGGAUGCUUCAUGGUUCUCGAACCUGAUGACAGUGCUGAUUCUUUCCCAAGGGAAGUGUGGCCUUUCCAAAGGAAUCACUCUCUACAUGACUGCCAUGGCAACAGGAGAUCUGAUGGUCCUUGUCUUCAACGUGAUUGUGGGCCAGAUCUUCAAGUAUCAUUUCCCGGGCUCACUGCUGAACUACACCCCCGCCUGCCGACUCAGUGCCUUCCUGCAAGGGCUCAGCAUCCAACUCUCCAUCUGGUUUACCAUCAUCUUCACCUUUGACCGCUUUGUAGCAAUUUGCUGCAACAAAUUAAAGGCGAGAUAUUGCACUGGAAGAACAGCCAAUGUGGUCAUAUCCAUUGUGAGUGCUUUUAACAUCAUGGUCAACAUUCCCUUGCCUUUUCGCUAUGAGCCCACUCAUGUUCUGAACAAUGUACAAUGGGGCUGCCGCACCGUAACCGGUUACCUCACUUCACCGGCCUGGGCAGCUCACCGGUGGCUCACCAACAUCUCAAACAUGUUUCUUCCUAUUCCCCUGCUGCUGCUGUUGAACUCUCUCACUGCCCGGCACAUUCUGGUAGCCAGCAGAGCUCGCCGUGCCCUGAAGAAGAGCAGAGAUGGUGCUGGGGAAAUGGGCGGAGACCCCGAGCUGAAGAGCAGGAGAACCUCCAUCGUUCUGCUCUUCACGAUCUCCGGCUGCUUCGUGUUACUCUCAGCGCCCAUCACUCUCAUCCACAUCUGUGUCGGUGUUACACACACAGUGGCUUUCCAAGGGUCAAACUCGCUCUAUUUGGGAAUCAUGGCGGCAUUCCUGCUGAUGUGCACCAGCUCCUGCACAAACACUUGCAUUUACGCACUGACACAGAAGAGAUUCAGAGAGGAGGUGAAGUAUGUGCUGAAAUCUCCCUAUUCUCUGCUCUUUAAGAUACAUGAAUAA